Molecule: messenger RNA, 1017 nt
Organism: Ochotona princeps (American pika)
Lineage: Eukaryota; Metazoa; Chordata; Mammalia; Lagomorpha; Ochotonidae
Product: membrane primary amine oxidase-like
Exons: 4
Coding region: 143-871 (242 amino acids)
Biological process (GO): amine metabolic process; response to antibiotic
Cellular component (GO): early endosome; endoplasmic reticulum; Golgi apparatus
Molecular function (GO): copper ion binding; primary methylamine oxidase activity; quinone binding
Source: RefSeq, a predicted model, not a curated record
GUUUUACCUGAACCCCGUGGGGUUGGAGCUUCUGGUCAACCACAAGGCGCUGAACCCUGCCCACUGGCACAUCCAGAAGGUAUUCUAUCAAGGCCGCUACUAUGAGAGCCUGGCCCAGCUGGAGGAGCAGUUUGAGGCUGGCAUGGUGAAUGUGGUGCUGAUCCCUAACAACGGCACAGGGCUGAAGAACUACGUCUGGGCUGACGACAUGGCCUUUGUGCCCUCGCCUGUGCCCUGGAACCCUGAGCACCAGAUGCAGAAGUUGCAGGUGACGCGGAAACUGCUGGCCACAGAAGAUCAGGCUGCCUUCCCGCUGGGUGGUGGCACCCCUCGUUAUGUGUACCUGGCCAGCAACCACAGCAACAAGUGGGGCCACCCCCGGGGCUACCGCAUCCAGAUCCUCAGCUUUUCUGGACAGCCGCUGCCCCGGGACAGCCUGUUGGAGAGAGCUUUCAGCUGGGGGAGGUACCAGCUGGCUGUGACGCGGCGGAAGGAGGCAGAGCCCAGCAGCAGCAGCAUCUACAACUUGAAUGACCCUUGGACACCUACGCUGGACUUCACUGACUUUAUCAAUAACGAGACGAUUGUGGGGCAGGACUUGGUGGCCUGGGUGACCGCUGGCUUUCUGCACAUCCCACAUGCCGAGGACAUUCCCAACACAGUGACCGUGGCCAAUGGCGUGGGCUUCUUCCUCCGACCCUACAACUUCUUUGACGAGGACCCCUCCUUCUACUCGGCAGACUCGGUUUACUUCCAGGAGGACCAGGAUGCUGAGGCCUGUGCCGUCAACCCCCUAGCCUGCCUGCCCCAGGUUGCGGCCUGUGCCCCCGAGCUCCCUGCCUUCACCCACGGGGGCUUCACUCACAACUAGGGGGCUUCUGGGAAAUGCAGCUGGGCUGUGAGUGCCGAGGCAGCAGUGGAGGCUGGGCUGAGCCACCUGGCCCCAUGUCCUCUGGCUGGCGGUCCCUGCCUGUCUCCCAUGUCUCUCCCUGGUGUCUGCUCCCUGCCAGGGCCAUG